Exophiala bonariae is the source of this 6333-nucleotide messenger RNA. RefSeq lists its product as uncharacterized. The coding region runs from base 1 to 6333 and encodes 2110 amino acids. The transcript is spliced from 2 exons. NCBI's taxonomy places the organism in Eukaryota, Fungi, Ascomycota, Eurotiomycetes, Chaetothyriales, Herpotrichiellaceae. The record is from RefSeq and is a predicted model, not a curated record.
AUGGCCAGAGACGACUCCCGCGACCGUGCUGAGUCUCGCUUGGUAAAGCAUCAACACUCUUACUCGGAGUCUGGCAGAAGCUCCGUGCCCAUGUGGGAUAGCUCAGAUCCAGACAGAGCUCCUCCUCCCCUUCCACUCAACCCAACAGUGGGAAGUCCAAUCACCAGAUCAAACACAUCGAAGCGCAUCGACGAAGCAGCCGCUCUUAUUGCUGCUCGAGCUAGAGAGAAUGCUCCCAGCUCUUACACAACAAAUCCUGCACCAUCUCCGCUUUCACCAGACAGGAACAUCAUGCGAGCACAGAACAGGAGGGUGCAGAAUAUACAAAGCCCAAGUCUUCCUCGAUUGAGCGACUCCUUGGAGAGGAGAUCUCCUGACAAAGGUCUUCGAACCGCCAAAUUUGUGGACUUCGAGGACUUCCGCACAAGCAGAUCCCCAGAACGCAGCCCCGUUCGCUCGGGAUCAGAGACUCCAACUCCAACUGAUCGAAGCUCGGCCAGAGCAAAGGAUUUGGAAAACACUCCUCCAGGCUCCAAUAUGCUGGCUUUACAGGCAAUGAGAGCCAGACAAGAUACACCACCUCUCAGUGACAUCACGAAUAGCGCUUCUCCUGGGCCCCAACCGAUAUACUCCUUCGAUGCUUUGUCAUCUCAAAUCUUGGGUUUGACUAGCAUUGUCACAAAUGUACAAAAGGAGAUGGCGAGUCUCAACAAGAGAAGUAAAGACAACUAUUCAGAUCUGAUGAGUCUUAAAGAUGCAACAACGACUCGACAUCAGGACAUACAGCAAAGUCUACGGAACUUGGUCAGUGGCUUAGAGGUUAAGCUUACCAACCUGGAUGCUCGCCUUCUGGCUGCCCCGGAUGCAAGUAGAUCAACUCCAAACAUGGGCUUCUACCUGGAUGAAAAAGCACACAAUGGCUCGCCACGACCAAAGAGUUUUGGACUUCCACGUAUUGGGAGCCCCUCAAGUUUUUCUGCUGCUUUCGAACGAGAGUUGACAGCAUCUCCCUCGCUCGCUUGUGUUGAUGGUGCGGCAAGCAUUGCUCUCCUCGAGAAGGUCCUAAGGGAAAUGGCGACUCGGGAGGGACAGGAAGUUAUUAUGAAUACCCUGGAAGCUGUCAAGUCACAAGCACUAGUUCGCACUGAGAAAGCGAGUCCUUCCCAGCCAUUUGUUGAUCCAUCUAUGAUGUCAAAACUCGAAGACAUAUUGAUUAUCAUGAAGGACAUGAAAGACAAUUCAGGCUCAAAGGCCUUGAUUCGCUCAGCCGGAGCAGAUCAUAGCAAAUCACCCUCCAAUGUUGACAUGUAUCUGGACGCUGGAGCAAUGUCAACGACCAAAUCCAGCAACGAAGGAAAACCUUCUGCGAUGGCAUCUGAAGCAAUCACCGAGGAGAUCAUGAGGAUGCUAAAAAGUGUCAAACAGUCCCUAGCGCAGGGAGGUGGCUUAACGAAUGAGGUUAAGGUCCUGGUACGAGAACUGCGUGGAGAAGUACUUGGAAUGGGACGAGAGAUCGCGCGGAAAUUAGACCAACCAGGCUCACCAAAGAAAUCCACAUCAACAACAUCAGAGGUACAGGCCGCGACAAGAGAUGAAAUUUCAGCUGUUGUCCAAGAAGGUCUGGCCGAGCUCAAAGAACAUAUGCACCUUGUGGUUCAAGAAAACAACGAACGAUCUCUCGAGCAGGUUCGCCCAACAGUCGAUGCAGAGAAAAUCCUGCUUGCAGUCCGUGAUGCAAUCACCAAUCUUCCACGGCCGAAGGAAGCUCCGGUCAGAGAUCCUGUUGCCGAGCGAGAGGAGCUCAUCGCGGCAGUCCGGGAUGCUUGGGAGGACUGCAAACCUGAGAUUGCUCUUGAACACUUUGGCCUGGAACGCGACGAGAUACUCGAGACCUUGAAAGAAGGACUGAAAUCUUACCAUCCACAAGAGCCAAUCACACGGGAUACCGGCGCAACCUACGAAGAAGUCAUUGAUGCGGUCCAGAAAGGCCUGGUGGAUUUCAAGCCGCCUGAAGCUCAAGUGCAACCUGGAGUCACCAGAGAAGAAGUCAUGACGGCUGUACGCGAUUGUUUGGAAGAGUUUGAAUGGCCAAGCUUACCACAGGCUGCUCCGCGCGAGAACGAUCUCACAAAGGAUGAUGUUUUCGAGGCUGUCCGUGCCGGAGUUGCAGAGCAGGAGACCUCGGCCCGAGAGUAUGUUAUUGAAGCCAUUAAAGAAGGUCUGUCUCAACAAGCACCUGUUGCCAAGGACAUCGAGUUUAAUCGGGAGGAUCUUUUCGAUGCCAUCAAAGCCUGCUUGGAAGGUGAGCAGAAUCCUCUGGGCGGAAUGGGUGAGCGGGUCAUCGAAGCUAUGCACGAAUUUCUAAGCAGUAUGAAGACGGAGUUUCAACAAUACUCAGCUGCAAGUGGAAAGGACACUGAGCAGGUGCUGGACGCCCUCAAAGAUGGACUGGAAGACCUGAGAGGCGACAUCGAAAGCUACGUCGACCGCAAUUCUGACGUUACUGGCAAAGACGAAAUCAUCGACACUGUCAAGGCUGGCUUUGCUGCUAUGCAAGCUGAUCUGGAUAAGGGAUUUGCCAAUCGAACGAACGGAGCACCAAACACACCUGAGCUUCUUGAUGCUAUGGAGAAGGAAUUUCAGCAUUUGAGGGAUACCAUCAGCAAGAGUGUCAGUCGAAGUGGCGAAACACUAGACAAGGACGAAAUACUGGAUGCUAUUCAUGAUCUCUCUGACGAUCGACAAUCAUCUUUGAGUAGUAACAGCGAAGACAUCGUGCGUUUGGUCAAAGAAGAGCUCGAACAUAUGCGCACCCUGCUGGCUGGGACACUGAUCAAGAGUGGAGGAAAUCUCGACCGCGAUGAGGUUUUUGACGUCAUUCGAGACGGCCUAGAGUCUGCCCGUUCUGCCCCUAAGGAUGGCAACGAGAGCAUUCUGUCCAACACGAGUGAAUUGCUCGAUGCAUUUCAAGAUGGCGUUGAUGGCAUCCGGGCCGACAUUCAAAAACUUACUGACAGACCUGUUGAUCUAAGCACGAGCUUUGAAAUUCUUGAUAUGUUGAAAACCGGAAUCGAGGAUGUACGCGCUGACAUUCAACAACUCAACGAAAAGCAAAAUGAAAAUUCGGAUCCUUCGUCCGCUAGGGGUCAAGAAAUGGUUAUUCAUGAUCAAAACCGUAUUUCCGAGGAGAUAGAAGGCCUGAAAGUCAUGAUCACCCAGCUCCGAAUUAAAGUCGAGGCACUGGAUGGCAUGGGAGCACCACCAAUGCCUUCGGAUGUUCGUAUUCACAAGGAUGAUAUGGAUGAAAUCUAUGGUGCCAUCAACCAAGUUGAGCAGUCAAUCAAUCACUCUAAGUCUGAAGAAAUGAGACUGCACAAAGACGAUCUUGAUGGAAUCUUUACAGCAAUCCAUCAGGUUAACGACACUGUCAGCAAGUUUCGCGAUGUCCCCCUUCCGGAAGUCAUCAUGCCAGAAAAUGCGGCAUCAAAGGACGACACUGAUGCAAUCGAAACUCUACUACGUAAUGUCAAAGCUCAGCUAGAUGAGGUGUUCUCACCUGAAGCUGAACCACUUGCCAAAGCUAUUCAGAUUGAUGCCAUGGAGGGCAGUCUCAAAGACAUCAAGGUUGCAAUCGAAGAGUCGGUAGAACGUGCUGCAGAGACAAACAACAAGGAAGAUUUCACCAUUAUUGAACUGCUACUGAAAGAUGUUCAAGGCAGUGUCGAAGACUUCAAAUUGAAGCUCGAUGGGCUCGGAGGCAGUGGUCAUGAAUCGCCAGUGACUCAGACUGAUUUCGAGGUUAUGCAGACUCUCUGCAUGGACAUCAAAAGCCAACUCGAGGAUAUCAAACUGCCUGACUUCGCCACGCUUCCAAAUAAGGAAGAUCUUACAGAUGUGAAGAAUGACCUCAAAGCUUUCCGUGAGCAACUCGAAGCCGAUAAUGGUCUCACUGCCCAAGCUUUCGAAGCCCGAAAGAUUGAGCACGGCGGACUGGCUACAAAAAUCGACGAUGUCAAGAAUGUGAUUGGCGAUCUCAGAGACGAGCUCAUGGUGAAGGUCGAGGGCAGCGCAGAAGGCAUCGUGGAAUUGAACAAAGUCCUUGGUAUGCAUCACGAUGAUAUGGGUAAGUAUGCUACAGCAACAAGUAUUACUGAGAUGGCAGACAUGAUCAAAGGCGAACUUGAGAAGCAUAUGGAACAUCACUCGUCAAGUAAAGCUGAAAUGGAGGAGCGAGAUGCGACUCUGUUCAGCAAACAUGAUGAGACAGGGACAGUCCUGAAAGACAUCAUCGACGAAAAGUUCAAUGAACUCAUGACCAAGUACGAUGACGCACAGCUUGCCAACGAUGCGAAACUUAGCGCGCUGGAGGGCCGCGAUGGCGAACAUCUUGAGGCCACCAAUAAGACUAAAGCUGUCGUGGACGACCUCAAGUCUUUGAUGGACACUCUGGGUUCUACUGUUACCGAUACGUGUGAGCGAGUCUCGGCGGAUUCAAAGACUGUUUUUGAGUCAAUCGAGGAUACUAAUUCCAAGCUGGAGAACCUCCACACAUCCAAUGCAUUUGAGCAUGGAGUUACACGAGAAGAGAUUUCCAAAGCACUUGCUGCCACGAUGAGACUAGAAAGCUCGGCGACUGAGCACAACCCUGCAGUCCUAGCUGCCAUCCGAGAAGUACUUGGGGUUGUGAGCCAGCACUACGAGCACUCACAACAACAGACUGAGAGCUUUGCCAAAGCCACUGAAGAAAUCAAGUCUGGUGUCGACUCGAUUCCUGCAGCAAUUCCACCUCUGCUACCAGCAUUGCCUGCAGCUCCUUCCAGCCCGAUCAUCGUACCUCAAAUUCCUGUUCAGAAGGAAUACGAUGAUAGUGAGGUUCACGAUAAGUUAGACACUCUGUUGUCCCACGCAAGCCUUGCAAAAGAGGUUUUCGCUGGCAUUGAAAAUCACCAUAGAGAUACCAGAGACUCUCUUUCUACCAUGUCCAAGCUGGAUGAAAUCCAUGAGCAGGUGCUGGGAACAGCCGCCGAAAUUGCUGGCAUGGUUACAACUCAAGCCAGACUCAUGGCUGAGCAUCAUGAAUCUAAGGCACAAGAAGCCACCGAAGCAGCCAUCGCGCUGGAAAAGAGGACUGCUCAGAAGGAGAAGGUUGAAGCAGAUAUUGUAUCACUCAACGCAGAGAAAAAUGCCAUGAUGGAGUCCAUGGCCCAGUUGAGGAAAGAGCAGGAUGAUCUCAUCAAUCAAACAAAACGACUGACGAGAGAUGUUGCCAAACUUGAGACGGCGUUGAGUAUUCGACAAGACGAAAUGCGAGACAUGAAUGCGCGAGCCGAAAUACUCGAACGUCGUAUACUGGAAGGACUAGUCAAUCAUGCGCGGUCGGCCAGAGCACCACGAACAACGCAACGGCCCAAGGUCUCUCCCGCUGAUCGUGAUGCUUCGAUGAAUCUGAAGCGUGUCCCUAGUACUGCCAGCACUGUUACUCGGAGGACAUCAUUGAAGGCCGGCAACUCCACGAUUGGUAGUGCUGUUGGUGUUGCAUUGAAGAAGAGAAACCCUCUAGGCAUCAACGCCAAAGCCACAUCCACUCCGAGGACAUCCACGGUCGACCGACGAAUCCUGAGCACCAGUCACGUUACAGGCAACCGAGGUCGGAAUGCGGCUGACAUGGCACUGGUGCUUGCUCCCAUUCCCAAGUCGACUGGCCUAGUCAGCCUGAAGAGAAGCCAGUCGGUCAAAAGCAAUCCUAGCAGCUACCUUAACGGACGGAAAGCAAGCUGGAACGGGGUGCCAUCUGAUCUGACGAACAAAGAGAACUUCACUGAAGAACAUGACGAUAGCAUGGAUGAUGACGAAAGCGAUGUGAGCACUGAGAGAAGAACAAGUUACGGCACUAGCGUCAUGUAUAGUGAUAGCAUGACCUACGGCACAGGCAGUUCAGUCAGCAGGCGUUCAACGAGCUAUGCUAGUAGCAUUGUCGGAACGGUCAAUGGCCAGACAGACAUGAUUGCCGAGGAGGAUGAAGAGGCAGUAGAGGAAGACCCUGAUACUGCUGUUGUUCUUCAUUCCGGAUUAGGUCCCAACCAGGUCGAUGCUGGUCAGGAUAACUCCAUGGGAAUGACGACACUGGACGAUGAGGAUGAUCUUGACACUGCUCAGAUCGUCGUCGAUGGUCUCUCGGAUCUUCAACCGCCACCUUUGAUCACGGAAGAGGGUCUCAAAUACCAUGGUAGUGACAGUGGCUUGGGCACGGAGCCGUUGACAGCCGGAACAGAUGGCGGAAGGGGAGAAGCACUCGAGUACUUCGAGAUGACCGCGCAGGACAUGCAUCUCUGA